Mucor velutinosus is the source of this 771-nucleotide messenger RNA. RefSeq lists its product as uncharacterized. The transcript has a single exon. The record is from RefSeq and is a predicted model, not a curated record. Lineage: Eukaryota; Fungi; Mucoromycota; Mucoromycetes; Mucorales; Mucoraceae. Bases 1 to 771 code for a protein of 256 amino acids.
AUGGAGUCCUCAACCGUCUUUGAUAGCAGACGAAAGUCAUCUAGUACUACAAUUGUUCCACCUGCUCAUUCAAAGUACAAUGCAAGAAAAGCGUCUCUCAUCCCAUUAAAGAUAAACACUGCUGGUGCGAAUAAUCUCUUUUACGAUACUGGCAGCAUGGCUGAAAUAUCACCUAUUACAGUAGUGUCUUUCAAAGAAGCAACACAAGAUCAGCAUCCAAAACCAUCCUGGAUCCACACGCUAAAGGACAAGCUGAAGCUGAAAAAAACAAAGACAAAAAAUAACAGCCAACUUGAGGACAAGCAACACCCAGAAAAGCAACAUCGACAACAUUCCCAUCAGAGUAGUAGAAUUGUUCGUCAUUCUUACAGCGAUCCGCGACUCUCGCCUGGCUCUACCGCUGUGGGAGAUGACGAUGAUGAAGAGCAACAAGGAUAUUUCAGUGCAGUGCCUACCAAGAAAACCAAAAGAUCGCCUCGUGGUUGGGUUUCUGCUGUGCUCAUGAUUGUCUUUGGUGCAUUAAUUGCUGUUACAUUCGUCUUGGUAGGUCUAGGAAAAGCGCUCGGUGGUAGCAGUAAUGUAGCUAGCGUGCAAAGUAAUUCCACAACAACAACGAGUAAUGCAACAAGCACAACCGCAACCGUAACAGAUCAAAAUAAGAGCAUGCAUUUACCCACUGCACCUGUGUUUAAUACUGAAGCAACUGUAACAGUGACAAAAGCCAUUGCCUUCGUUCAUAAAGUUAUUAAACCAACUGCCAUCUCAACCUGA